AUGACUAGAAGCAGUCUUGAAGGAGACUCUGAAAAUGCGUUAGAAUCAGAAGAUGACUCUGAAUAUGAGUCAGAAUCAGAAGAUGACUUUGAAGCUGAAGUCGAGUAUGAUUUUGAAGUAGGUUGUAAAGAUGAGUCAGAGUUAGAAGAUGACUCUGAAGCUGAAGUGGAUUAUAAAGACAAGUCAAAGUUAGAAGAUGAUUCUGAUUAUGAAGGUGAAUCUGAUUAUGAUCCAGAUUUUGAUGAUGACCCAGAUUCUGGUGGUCAAACCUCUAAAGGUGAAUCAGAGUCUGAAGGUGACUCUACAGGUGACCCUGAUGGAGAUUCUGAAAGUGAUCCACACUCUAAAUGUGAUCCAGAAUCUAUAAGUGAUCUAGACUCUGAAGGUGGUCCAUAA
Vicia villosa (hairy vetch) is the source of this 396-nucleotide messenger RNA. RefSeq lists its product as uncharacterized. NCBI's taxonomy places the organism in Eukaryota, Viridiplantae, Streptophyta, Magnoliopsida, Fabales, Fabaceae. The record is from RefSeq and is a predicted model, not a curated record. The coding region runs from base 1 to 396 and encodes 131 amino acids. The transcript has 2 exons.